This is a messenger RNA of Alternaria conjuncta, 2157 nucleotides long. RefSeq lists its product as uncharacterized. The transcript is spliced from 2 exons. The coding region runs from base 1 to 2157 and encodes 718 amino acids. Lineage: Eukaryota; Fungi; Ascomycota; Dothideomycetes; Pleosporales; Pleosporaceae. Gene Ontology annotation, molecular function: lyase activity; FAD binding; monooxygenase activity. The record is from RefSeq and is a predicted model, not a curated record.
AUGGACUUCACGAACGGUACCAACGGUAUCAACGGGCACACACCUUCAUCCUCACAACCCCUCAAAAUAACAAUUUGCGGCGCUGGUAUCGGCGGCCUCAGCGCAGCCAUCUUCCUGCGUCAACGCGGACACACAGUAACCCUCCUGGAAGCCUCCCGUUUCGCCAACGAACUCGGUGCAGCCGUGCACCUAGCACCCAACGCCAACGGUCUCCUCCGUCGCAUGGGCAUGGUCCCAGAAGCCCAAGGCGCGGUAGCAUGUCGUCUGAUGACGCAGAUGCUGCCAAAUGGCAAGGAACUCUUUACCGUGCCGCUCGAGCACGACGCGGCGAGGUGGCAGCAUCCCUGGCAGCUUGGGCAUCGCGUGAGUCUGCACAGUGAGUUGAAGAGAUUGGCUACGUGUGAGGAGGGGGAGGGGAAGCCGGCUGUUCUUAGACUGCGGGCGAAGGUCGUGGAUGUUGAUGCUAAGGCGGGUGUUGUUGUAUUAGAAGAUGGAGAGAAGAUCCAGAGCGACGUUGUUGUUGGCGCAGAUGGCGUGCAUUCCAAGGCUCGACCCCGGAUUCCUGGCGCGGAGAAUAUCAAGACUUUUGGGAGUGGGAAGAGCGCGUUCCGUUUCCUGAUUCCCAGGCAGCGGGCGUUGGAUGAUGAGAUGACGCGCAAGUUUGCGGAGAAGGAGGGCCAUCUCAUUAUGAUCUUUGCGAGGGAUCGGAGAGUGGUUGUGUACCCGACGUCUAACAAUACGUUGUUGAACUUUGUUUGUAUUCAUCCGACGUCUGAGAGUCAGAUUGAUCCGAAAGAACCCGGGAGCAGUGACUGGCAGAACCAAGGUAACUUGAACAAGAUGUUGGAUGUGUACAAGGACUUUGAGCCUGCGGUGCUCAAGUUGCUGGGUAUGGCGGACGAGGAAACGUUGAAGGUGUGGGAGUUGCUGGACAUGGACCAACUGCCGACCUGGACAGAUGAGAAGCUGGUGCUUAUUGGCGACGCUGCACAUCCAUUCACACCUCACCAAGGACAAGGCGCAGGCCAAGCCAUCGAAGACGCCGCCUCCCUCGCGGUCAUGCUCCCCCUCGGCACACCCCUCGACUCCAUCCCUGCACGCCUCAAGCUCUACGAAAAAUGCAGAUACGAACGCGCCUCCACCAUCCAAGAGUACUCCCGCGUAGCAGGCAAAGAUCUCGGCAGCGGCCCCCCAGUUGACCCCCACAAGUUCACAAACUACAACUUCGGCCACGACGAAUGGGACUACUCCAGCCAAAUGCUCCGCAAAUGGGAGUGGGAGAACAAGAAAGGUCUGUUCUGGCGGAUGCCUACGGCUUUUGGUCCGAUGCCAGGCCCGAGACAAGACUUCGCUGGACGGCCGAGAGAUGGGUCGAAGGCUACGUUCAAGACAGCUAGUAUCAAGUUCAAGACGAGCCGGACUGUGUUGGAGAACCUGUUGCCGACGGAGAAGUUGAAGUUUGCGGUUGCCGAUACAGCUUGCUAUGCGAGUUUUGCGGUGACGCAGCUAGACAAUCUGGAGUGGCUUGGUGGCAGGGGAUACAGUCAUUUCGGACUGUACAUCCACGGUAUCCAGCACACGAAAGCGGAUGGCGAGACGGUGACAGGAACAUACCUACCCAUCCUCUUCGAGAACCUAGCUGAUCCCAUACUGAGUGGAAGGGAGGAGCUAGGCUUCCCCAAGCUCUUCGCAGAGCUCGAUGUGAAGAGUGACGGCGGCAAGUGGACGCUCGACGCAGGCUGGAUGUCAUCCAAGUUCUGCAGCAUGUCACUGUCCGGACUGCAGGAACAUUCCGCAACGAACGAUGAGGCGCCAAGACUCUCUCCUCCUCUUCCGAAAGACGAAGGCCUUUUGUUGCACAAGUAUGUACCAGCUACUGGUAACAUGGGUAGCAAGGAGCGCGGGCAGGCGGAUGUGGAAUACACCACUUUUCUGCCGGGUGAGGAGGAUGCGAAGACCGUGGAGAAGAAGGUCGGGCGGACGUUGAAGGCGAGCUCGGCUGAGAUCUCUUUUGAUGCUCUGGAUUGGAAGGCGCUGCCGACACUGCAUCACAUCGUCGAGAGACUCAAGGAGGUGCCCGUGUACGGGGUCAUUGAGGCCAAGGUCGUCGAAGGUACCGGAGUAAGUGACGUGAGCUCAAUCCGGAAGCUAGCAUGA